CUGCGGAACGUUCGCCAGAAACGCGGAUGACAUAAGCGGAGGCCUCCCGCGAGAACCGAGAAAGAAACCCUUCCCCUUCUGUCCGGGGGAUCGCGGGCCAUCUCGCGUUCACGUAUCCUACACGAAACGCCUUUGUCGAGCGCCCGAAUCACCUCCUCAUCCUUUGCCUCCCUCCUACCGCCUGAAUCAGGGUGAAAUCACGCGACGGCGAUUUUGCCGCCAGUAUGCGAUAUUAAUGUCUGAUAACGUUCACGUACAGAGUUACGUAGAUCGGGUUGCGUUAAUUGACGACGGUGUAAUUAGCCCCAACAGCAUUAUCGACGGACUUUAGGGGUUGCUGCGGGCUACGGGUUACGCGUGUUUCAUCGCCGAAAAGCCAUAUCUGAAGGAUCGAGGGCUUUCAGGGUAAUCCCGGUAAUUGAGAUACGAGAAAGCCACCGUGUAUCAUGAUACAGUAAAGGACAAUCGUUGGAAAGGCAAGCAGGUUUUUGAUCUUUUUAAUUUUUAAUAUAGCUUUUUGCCAUUGCAACACUGACAGUUAUUGUUCUCUCUCAUCUCCAAGCAUUAGUUGUCAAAGUUGAGGUACAAAUACACUUUAGUGAGGAAUUAAAGUUAAGUAUUGGAAACUUAUACGAUGCAUACGUUUCGCUCAGAGGAUCUUUAAUUUCACCCCCAAUCUGGCCGUGGACGUUAUGAUCCUGAAACAUCCUGUAUAACUUGUAUAAAAAAGAAAAAUUUAAUGAUACAGAGACCUUGUUUUCUGCAACUGUUAUUUUCUCAAAAGUCAGCUAAGAUCAGCUCUUCAGUCUCGCAAUCUUCGCGGAUUACAGUAGUAUAGCGCAGGAUCUGAUCAGCCGGCGAGCGCGCGCGCGAGAACCACCUUCGCUUAUUUCAAUGAAUUCGUUCAUGAAUAGCAUGAAUACAUCACAGUGAGAUUUUAUGCAUUCAUCGACUCUGGUAUAGUCUCCGCUAUGUGGGCGAGCGUUCAUUUCACUCUCUCUUCAUCCUUCCGAUCGCUCGUCCUUUCAUCCCGUGUACGCGCUGUCGGCGUGCGAAGGACUUCUCGACGAGAAAGGGGCUGUUUACCAUAAAUGUCCCAACCCGUCUAAUAUCCCGUUGACAGACCGAUCGCGGUCACGCGAGGACGCUCGGAGGGUGCGGAAAACGCGGAGUAUGUGAGGAGUUCGAUCGAGAAACGCUUUUCCGUUCCUGGGGACUCGUAGCGACGCGUUUUCGGCCGCCCCGGAAGUGCGCACCGUCGUUGCGUCCCGGACGAGACGACUUAAUCAACCCCCGUGAAGAACAUUCGCGGAACGCGAGUCAUUCAGCUGAAAUACCGAUGGCGACGGUAACUCCACGCUGAGACGAUAAUGCAACGCUGAAGGGCCUUCCACUCGCGAAAGCGGAUGAAGAGGGCCGAGUGUAAGGAUGAGUGCUCGUAAGAGUUGAAGGGGAAAAUCUACACAACGAAUAGCAACAGCCUGCCUCGUCCAUUGCGACCAGCUACAUAUCUCACGUUAAGAUGACAUAGAAUGGGUUGGGUGGCGCUAGGGCGGUGUGCGGGUGGUGGCGGCCGCCUCUCGUCCAUCCUCUCACUGUCUCUCACCUCCCUCGCAAGCUCCCUCAUCUUCACCUCCCUCUGUAUCCUCACACUUGCCUUUACUCUUGUCACCCUCGCGCGUGCCGAGGACAUCUUCGAGGAGGGCAAGUCGGACAAGGAGAUCCUGGACAACCUGCUGCUGUCGACGCGUUACGACAAGCGGCUUCUGCCCCCGGUCGAAGAUGCUGCUUUCUGCUGCGGAAUGAGAUGGCCUGGUGACACUACCGGCUUGACAAACCAGUCGUCGGUCGACUCCAAGUACCAGAACAAGAACCAGAACAAUAACCACUACACGCCGCACCAAUACCUACGCACUCACCUUCGCGGAACCUUGACUGUGAACGUGAGCGUAUUGCUGUUGAGCUUGGCUUCUCCCGACGAGUCCAGUCUGAAAUACGAAGUGGAAUUCCUGCUCCAGCAACAGUGGUACGAUCCGCGAUUACGCUACAGCAACAGAUCCAGAUAUGAGUUUUUAAAUGCGAUUCACCAUUACGAGGAUAUCUGGUUACCGGAUACGUAUUUCAUAAUGCAUGGAGAUUUCAAGGAUCCCAUCAUCCCCGUUCACUUUGCCCUGCGGAUAUACCGCAACGGCACCGUCAACUAUCUUAUGCGGCGUCAUCUUAUCCUAUCCUGCCAGGGUAGACUUAAUAUCUUCCCCUUUGACGACCCAUUGUGUUCAUUCGCGAUUGAGAGCAUAUCUUACGAGCAAACGGCGAUCAUGUAUGUGUGGAAGAACGACGAAGGUACAUUGCGUAAAAGCCCAAGCCUAACGUCAUUGAAUGCGUAUCUCAUUAAGAAUAAGACAACUUCGUGUCCGAUCAAAGUAAGCUGGCGAGCUGAUGGACAGAUCAGGUUCGACGAGGACGAGUUCAGUGAUGGGGAAUCUAAGUGUUCGCUGUGCCAGCGCAGGUUUGAGGAGCAAGGUAAUUACAGCUGCUUGAAGGUGGAUCUGAUCUUCACGCGGGAUCGCGCCUUCUACUUUACCACGGUUUUCAUCCCGGGGAUUAUUCUGGUAACCAGCUCCUUCAUCACAUUCUGGCUCGAAUGGAAUGCUGUGCCGGCGCGAGUGAUGAUCGGUGUAACAACGAUGCUCAACUUUUUCACCACGUCGAAUGGCUUCCGGGGGACGCUGCCCGUCGUUUCGAACCUGACUGCCAUGAACGUGUGGGACGGCGUGUGCAUGUGCUUCAUCUACGCGAGUCUUCUCGAAUUCGUCUGCGUGAAUUACGUCGGCCGCAAACGGCCGAUGCACAACGUUGUCUAUCGUCCGGGCGAGAACCCCGUCACCCAGCGGCUCCCAGCGGUGCUCAGCAGGAUAGGAAUUAUAUUGGCCAGCCCUUUGAAGCGGGAGGGCGGAGCUACUACCGGUGGUGCUACUGGAGCGAACGAGAUCGUCACCUGCACCAACUGCGGACCUAAUCCCUGCACGCACACGGCAACGAAUGGUUGCACUGGCGAGCUAAGGAAAAAAGAGCCGCCGCAUCCGAUUAGAGUGGCGAAGACGAUCGACGUGAUAGCCAGGAUCACUUUUCCAGUCGCCUAUUUCAUGUUCCUCACUUUCUUCUUCAUUCACUACAAGGGCACCUCAUAGAGUGGCGCACACAACGAUCCCGAGUGAUUUCUCAUCGCCGAUCUGAGCGACAACGAAGCCUCGCGCGACAAGGCGACAACGACGCCCGGCCGCGGGGACCGGAUCUACGGUGGGUUCGAGUUUUCUUCCAAGACCGAGGAUACCUCCAAGGUAGCAUCGCAGAAGUUUGCGGCGACGACGGCAAUGGAUGGCGAGGCUGAUGUAGCUCAGAGUAACACGUGAAUGAAGUCUUUGACGUUCACGGGAAACCGUGCAAGCGAGACGAAAACGGAUUAUUCGUAAUGAACAGGCGUAUAAGGGUUCCCUGAAGGAAGAGAAGAAGGAGGAGGAGAACAAGUAAACCGGGUAACCGGGAGACAUUCGAGGACGAUGCGAACAUAAGAGAGAGAAGGGUCACCCACGGUGGAUUCGUCUCCGACUUAUUCCUCAUCUUCUCUCACGUGUGAUAGCUCUUGAAAGCACUUCUCUACGAAGACAGUAGGUCCGCGAUCGUGUACACCUAUAUCUCCGCGCGCGUUUCUUUUCCCUUUCUUAUCUCUUAGGUAAGUAGGGUGCGAGCGCUUCAGCCGAGAGGAUGACGCUUAGCUUAGUCGAUGAUGAUACGUACUACCUAACGUAAGACCUCGCUAGUACAUAGCACAGUGAACGGGAAAAUGUUGCCUAUGAACUGAACGCCGCUGAUCCAUCGCGUUCCAUCGUUAUCGAUCCUUCGCUCGUCGUGCUGCGCCCGAUUCGAAGGUCGUUGCGAGACAUAUGAUAACGGAACGUCCGUAUCGUUCGUGCGAACAGAAAUUGAACGCGAAACGAUUCGUUCAAGGAAAAAGACAAAAAGGUAGGCAACCGUUUCAGGGUACAGCUUGAUGUGAUAUGAUCCAUUCGUGUAUCUUGAUGAGUAUCGGGACGAGGAGGCAUAAAAAAAGGAUAAACGUUUCCGCAAUUAGGAUGUCGUAGAUAGAUCCCUUUUGCUGUAAUAACGUCUUGGGGUAGGUGCACAGCUCGUUUCACGCGUGAAGUAUCUUGUGCAUCGAUUGAACAGAUACGCCGGAAGCUGUCGGAAGAGCAAAGUAUAUACAUGUACGUGCGGCAAUUUAUCACGACGCCGGUGAAGCCGGGAAGAAAAAUUGUCGCCAUGGUCACGCGACGAAAAGCAAGAUAGGAAUGCCGCCCCUGUUCACUUAACGUUUGCUUUCGUGUAGAAGAAGAUAUCGCGGAGUACGACGAAUACUCGAGGGGGAGAAAAACGCGGUCACGUGCACAAGGCGAAAAGGGCUGUCCACUUUUUGACAUUACUGAAAGUAACGACGCGACGCGACGCGACGUUCGUGCCGUACCCCAACCCCGGGGGAACGCCGAUCGUCUACGACACGAUCGAUCCAGCGCAUGCAUCGUCGGCUGAUCCGAGAUCUCUGCGUGUAGCCCGCGUAAGAUGUAUUUUAGGCGCAACAUCACUCUCUAACGCUACACAUUCUUUACUCUCUACUCUCUAUUCUUGUUAUUACUAUUACUACUUUUAUUAUCGUCCGCAACUAAUAUUAUACUAUUGUACUGUUAUACGGUUGCUACUCUACUAUCGUAUUACCGCUACCACUACAUUACGAGUUACUAUUGUAAUACUACGGAGAUCCUGCGGAUUUCCCGCGUAGAAGGCAUGCGGGGUCCGGGGGCCGCAUUCGCGCGCCUCUUGUAUCCUUUGUACUGAUCAAGUCACACUACUUGUUGUCCAGCAAUAUACGAAGAAACGGCAGACCAAGAAAACGCGGUACGUACACGCCGGGAACGUGUAUGCCGGGUGUAUAAUCUUGAUAAUCGCGACGAUUGCUCGAGAUUCAGUAUAGAUAUAGCGUGUAAUUAUGUAAAGCCAUACACACACACACACACACACAAACGAUCGUCUCAUUGUCUUUAUUGCGGAAUGCGUGCAAACGAGAUAUUUCUCAAUAUAUUAUAUAACGAAAACAAAUACGUGGAACAUGCGGAAACACAAGCCACGCACGCAUGCACGCACUCACGCACUCACGCACGCACAUACGCGUAUACGAAACGACGAACGCGCGUUUUGCAGAUUCAAAAGAUAUUUAUUGAGGAUCGAUACCUUUGACGACGGUUAGCGUUGCAUUUAUUCGUUAUGCAAAGGAAAGUUAAAGUUAGUUAAAGUUAAGUUCCUCGCGAGGAACUUAACAAAGAGGAACUUAACAAAAAGGAAGUUAACAAAGUUGGAUAUUAAACAGUUGAUGUACAUUAUCCUUGGUCACCGAAAUAGAACACGUGAAUUUUCACUUAUUUUUAUAAAAAUAUCGUACAUCAUCUUUUUUUCAGUAUUUAUCAUUAUGAUCGUGCUCGUAAAGCAAGAGAAAAAUGAAAAAAGGAACGUUUAAGUAGCUGCAGUCAUCGCUAACGGUCGUCUAAAGAGUCGAAACCUGAAUGAUAAAUAUAUAAAUAAUAUAAAUAAUACUCAUUGACACAGAUCUCGUCUGACAACUGACUGCCAAAGACUUUCAUUGGUAAGCGUAUGUAUCUUUCUCUAACAUGGGACUCUUUUCACCGUUGCGCGUUACAAAGCAGAAGCGAAGUAAGAUCAUUUUACGGCAGAUCGCAUGACGCAGCAUCGAUGUCACCGCUAGAAUGAAACACCCGCUUAAACAUUCGGUUCAAAAUCGCUGCUUAACUCUGAAAUGCAUUCGCUUGCUGCUCGACGAUGUUAGCCGCAUCACAGAUUUUUAAAAGGAGAAAAGAACAUAAAGCGACAAGUGGACGCAAAUGGACCGCAGCUCGCUGCGAUCUAAUUUUAUGAUUAAGGGUGAAGAUGAUUGACGUGCGUCAGCUUUGAUUGGAAAAACGAAAUUGAAGCACUCGUAAUUGAAGUUAACGUUACAGUCUUUUGAUAAAUAAUUAAAAUAUCUUUACGUAUUUCUAUUAUAUGUCUGCAAUUUUACCGAGGGGAGAGCAACCGUAAUAAAGAUGAAUCUCUUAAAAAUAUCUUCUUGCGAUUAUAUUGAGAUUAUUUAUUAUAUCGAUUAUUUUUGCAGAAUAAACGAGAAAUAAAAUAAAAAUGAAAGAGAAGAAUGAUGCAUUUGAUAGUUAACGAAAGACUUUUUCGAUUAAUUUAUUAUGCGUCAAAGAGAAAUCUUCUCUGCCGCUUAAUUUACAUCAUUCAACAGAUAUUAUACAAGGAACAUUUCACACCCGAUUUAUGUUUAAAUAAAUCGUACGAUUAAGCGAGAUGCGCUCGAAGUGACAGGAAGAGAGGAAAGAGGGUAUAAAAUAGUAUUUUAAAAAAAUAUCCGUACGCGAAUGUUACAGUUCUUUCAGAAGGAUCCCGCAAUACAUAAUAAACUCUAGAUUACGCAAUAAUAUUAACGCUCUUCGAACAUAAGGCCAGACAACAGACGCCAUUAGCACAAGUCUUUCAAAAUAAAAAAAGAAGAAUCGCUCCUUCUUAGAAUCUGACGCCGGUUGAGGGAAAAAAAGAUAAUAAUAUAUAUUCAUUUCUUGUCUUCUUGUACGUAGGCAAGAUUUAACGGAACGCAGUGGUAACUGGGGAUCGCGUUACAAUGAGAACAAACUUCGAGAAAGAAGAAGGGAGAGAGAGAGAAUUGCAGUGCAAUUUGGAACAAGCAACCUCGAUGAAUUUGCAAUCGACAAUGCUUCGAUAAAUAAAAAUCCUACUUGCUUGUUGUACGAAAAGGAAAUAGAGCCAGAAGAAAGUCGUGGAGCUUGUUGAAAUUCUCCAAGUUUCUUCACAUCGCAACUAGAUCAUUUAUGUAUGUAUCGCAUGCGUAAAUUCGAAGCCGCAAGUUUUACAUAUAUGCGUAAAAUAUUUUAAAAAAAUAUACCUAGGCGAUAGACCACUUUUUAUAUAUAGAUACAUUUCGUCCAUUUGAGAAGCCCUGCUCCUACAACCACAGCUAACGAACAUGCAAAUAUAGAAAAUGUUUUACCGUAAUCUUGCUAAGAAUCGAUCCCGGAAACACGCGAAUUUCUUCAUCGCUGACUAAUAUAUAAUAAUGUUAACAAUGAUGUACUCACGCCUAACUGGUCUCGUUCGAUCGUGUAACACGUUCGCACUUUAUUGGAAACCUCGUAAUUCGUAGCACUGCCAUACAACUAAAUUGCAAAGAAAGCUGGUGGUAAAGCGGUAAAGCGAACGUAAAGCUUUGCGUAAAUGGGAGCAGGACGGUCCAUAAAUAAUAAGAUGUACGCGUUCUGGAGAAUGCAACACACACACACACACACACACACACACACACACACACACACCGCGUUGAAUACGGAUACAUACGGGCUGCGUGUACUCUGGUUCACGAGAUACGUAAAGAUAUGUAUUCUACUCGUAAUAACGAUAUAUAAUGCGUAACCGAUACGUAAAUCGUGUAAAAAUUCUGCGCGAGAUGUGUUCGCUGGGAUGGUUCUCGAUGGAGGAGGAGGCACUUUCCACAGCCAUUCUUCCUUACGAGUAGCAACGAGAGUCUCUCGAGAAUACUCGGUCUUUUUCCGAGCUCUGCUACGAGGAUACGCCAAUAUCUCAAGGGACAAUUGCUUGAAGUAGCGUUCGUUCACUUUAAGCGGAGGAAUUUGCGUGAAGACAAUGACAUUUUAAUUUCCCAGAUCCUUUUUGUCACAAUUUCACGUUUGAAAAAUGAGCCUUUCCAAAUUAUGAAUUUGAUCGAUUCUUGUCCUGAAUCUCUCUUUUUAGAGCAGUUUGAACGAUAAAUGACCGAAGCACCUGACUGCUCAAAAAAGGAAAAGUGAAUGAUGACCAUCAUGAAAAGGAAGAUUAGCUAGCAGGCGAGCUCAUUUCAUAAAGUUCUACUUAUAUCUACUCGAAAGUCUCGAAGGUUCCUCCGAAGAACCAGCCCCGAUGAACGUCCGUAGCACUUCUUAUGGAGCUCAAGAACGUGAUGCUUUGCAUAAUUGACAUUUAUUGUAGAAUUAUAUUGUAAAUUACAAUAAUUAAGCCGAAGAAGGAGAAGAACAAGCGCAGGCCCAUGCUCGAGCAAUGUGUUUAUACGCGCGCGUAUCAAGCAGCGCAACCAGCUUCGAGAUCUGAUAACGCGAGAAAAAAAAGAAUUAAUAUCGUCGCUACGCAGUGCUUGCACUUCGCGAGAAUCGUACAUUCGCAUCUUCAUGUCAUCGUGGCGGCGUUUUUUGCAAUGAGAAAUUUCCAUCCAGACGUGAUCUACAAUUUGAUCAAGCAGGAAAAACGUUUCUGCGAUAAGACACGGAGGGACUGUGGUAUCCUACGCGAGUACAUCAGUAUUCUUCGCUCCCUCUAGAGUUACACGAAUGCACAGUAUAUCUUUAUAUUUCUCCUUGCUGCUCGUUCCUCUCGUUAAACUCUUCGUUAGCUUCGCGAAAGUCCGACUAGUAAUUAUAAGACGUGAUACGAGAGAAUCUGCCUGAUCUGGCCGCAUUCGAUUUUUACCGCACCGCUACCUCAUCGACCCUUUAUGUGGAUGACACUUGAUGACAAAGAUCUAUGUGCAUUCGACACAACGAAUAUUGCGUAGAGCCAAGUGUUGAAAAUUUGCGCUUAAAAUCAAUCGGAAACUUGUGUUUAACGAGUUAAAACGAACCGAUCGGACGAGAAUUUGUGACUUUGUGUCGGUUUUCUGCUGGGCUCGCGAAUUUUCGAGAUAUUUUUCAGAACAGAUAGAUGAGAAGCAUUUGAGAAAGGAACAGUGGUUUCUUUCUUUCCUUCUGUGAAUAAUACAUGAAUCGCUAAAUAACUAAUGCGUGAUAUUUAAUUAGUUAAACAAAAAAUAAUAUAUUUACGCUACCUUUUUUAUCUGCGAGAUGUGAUAUAAGUUACCUUUCAAUGAUUUUUCGAAUAAAAACAGAUGUCUCGAACCUGGCAGCAAUGCGAAACAAAAGUAACGAAUUUACUACUACCUUUUGUACACUUUCGCGCCGUGAAUGGACACGUACCAUUAGAUGAUAGGGAUGCUAACGGGUGAAUUAAUUAAUGUUCUUAAUGUUUAAUGCUCCACGGACCAAGACACGGGUAGUCCUACGGCUACUUUUUGUCGUACCAUUAGCGGCACUUUUUCUAGGCAAUGGCCCACGCGGAACCGCAUUAUUUGUAUUUAUAUGCACGCAUCUCGUUAAUUACAUCUUCAUUAUGAACUCAAAGUGCACUCGCGUUAACGGGACUUAGCAUUUAAUCUCGAAACAUUAAAGCCGCUGUUGCGCAAAAACGCCAUUACUCUCUGAAAGUAAAUGGCUUGCAAAAAAGACAAUUCAUCAAAACUAAUCAGAAUUUGUUUCGUCAAAAUUAGAUAUAUUCGGGGAAUUAUGUUAUAUUUUCAUAUCAUUAAGUUAUUUUCUACUUUCAGCUGCUUCUGUUGAUCUAUUUUCGAUUCUCACGUCGGACUUAAUUAACGAACGUUACUAUCACCGUCGUGGCAUGAAAGAUGAAUGUGUAAGAUAUACCGAUACCGAGAGAUAUAUUACGGAACAUGCUGCACGCUAAUUUAAUAUAGAAUAAUGUGAUAGCGUAUCACGGAAUUACUUAAUAUCGUGCACGUUUGUUAAACCACUAUUUCACGGCUUGGUUUCCAAAAAUUCUGGUUCAACGAGACAUUACAUAAAAUUGAUUUGCGUGACGAGGAAAAAAAGUAUUUGUCUUUUCAUUCGUUAGGCAAAAGAAACUGGAGGUACAAACUGAACAAUUCGCUAGUGUCAAUGUUACGUAUCUACGUAAUAUAAUCUCGUAUUUGUGAUAUUUCGAACGAGCUAAUCGUCGAUAAAAAGUGAACUAACACGCAUACGCAUACAAAGUAACACUAAAUACAUGUUACAAAAUAGGAUUAUCGUCAUACAUUAAGAUAAAAAUGUAUCAAACGUUUCUCGGUUCUCUUAUCCGCGCGAAACUUGCGUAGCGAGUUUCAUCGGCUUUAUGCAGUGCCUCCUAAAAUUUAUUAGCUCCAUGUUUAAGCGUCUCACAGAACACGAUUUACUUAUCCUUUUCUGUCAGAGCAUUCUUUACCUUUCUUCAUUCUAUCCUUACUAUGCGCGAAGAAGAAAGCGUAACAUUAAGAAUUAAACCGUUUAGAAAAUUAAAUAUCUAAGAUGGAAGAAACGUUUUUUAAUGGAACAUUGUGUUUUAAAAUUGCGCCGAAAAAAAUCUAUAAUAAGUAACAUGAGAAAAGAGAAAUGUAAUAUAGAGUGAUCCGAACACCAAAUUUUCUCAGACGAAAUGAUCAUUCAAUCAUGAAACUUGUACGUUUGACGAGAAAGCGAGAAUAUUCACGUACUCAGAACCCGAUUUUUGGUGCCACGAGAUCGCUCUUUUAGCAAUCUGUAACGUAAAUUAUGCUAUACAAAGAGAGCAGAGAAAAGGGAGAGAUUAACUAAAGAUUAUAAUUUAUAUAAGCAUAUAUACAUAUAUGUACAUUUCUCCAAUCUAUUUCCGAUUCUAUUUUUGUUAUUUUUGUACCUUUUCACUGCACCCGCUGCAGCGUGGAAGAGGAUAAUUCCACGUUGUACGCGUAUAUACAUAUAAGUAUAUAUACCGCAUGAUGGAGACGGAUUUCUGGUUUUCGAAUGACGAAGCUCUUUGCUAUGUAUAUAAAUCGAACAAAUUUUACGAAUUUCAUGCUAAUUAUUAAAUAUAACGAAAGGCACGCCUCUUGUCGUAUGAUCAUAUACAAUGUACAAUUCAUAUCUAGGACAAGUACAAGAGUGUAAAUCAGAAAAGCUACUGAAGAAACUACCACAGAUGUAACCGUAAAAAAUAUAACGGAAAUAGGAUGUACAAUAAUAAAAUAUUGGCAACUUUGUGAAAGAUACAUAACGUAAUAUUAUGACGGUACUCGAAUUCCGCCAUUCGAUAUCAUGCGGUCGCGAAAAGAUAUUGCCUACUGCACAUUUAUAUAGAGACACAUACACACAUAUAUGUGAAAAGAAGAUCACGUGUAAUUCACAAGACUCUACUUCGAGAUAAAUUUUGAAAAAUUAACGAAAAAUUGUCGCACGACCUGCACCUGAUAUAUCUAUUGAUUUGCACUAACUCUCAUUUCUUUGCACCAUUCUCUAGCGCUCUUUCUCAAUAAGGAAGACUUUGUUUCCACGUUUUCUCUCGAUGAAUUGUCACCCUAUCAGAAAACAGAACUUUACAGUCGAUACUUUUAGAGCAGUCCUGCAUACACAUGUACACACGCGCUUAUAUGUACAUAUAAAUAUAUACCGGACGCGAAACAAAUCUCGAGGUGAUGACGGUGAUGGUGAUGAUGCGAGAAACGAGAAAAUUAUACUUAGACGAAUAUUGUAAUAUUCUUACGUAAUAUAUUCUUACGUCGUAGAUUCUAGGCUUGAACAUUAUGUAAGUAGGACAGUAUGUCGUGUGGACCGUUUAAACGUCACAUGGCAUAUUACCCAUCUGUUAGUUGUUACUUAUUUAUUUCUACAGAAUAUUCAAGGGUGACUUUAUGCCCUUCGGGGCGUUCUGCGUACUCACAUAAUUCUUUGAUUCUUAUGAUUAGUGUUCUUAUCCUCCUACUCAAUCUUGCUGUCACGAGCAAUGCAAAACGAUGAUUUAUGUGGAACUACUCGUAAACUAAAAACUAGUUGUUCUCUGAUUAAUUAGCGAUCCGCACUGUGUAAUAUAUUAUAGUAUACAUCCGCAUUGUCGAAUAAUGCGUUUCGCUUCUCAGUAAUGCGCGUUUUAAAAUAAACAAAAAUAAAAAGAGGUAAAGCUGUGAUGUUAUUAAAUGCCGGCGCGACACGGCUCGCACGAACGCGUGACUAUUUUUGCAAUAUUUAAGGUGAACUAAAAGAAGAUGUAAAAGAAGAAAAACUUCAGAACGUAAAAUAAACGAAUAAUGAUUAACCCGAGCUCUCCCCAAAUCGCGAAAAUGGCUUUGCAAAACAGAUAAUGUAUCUUGUAAUCAUUAGAGAUAUGUUAUACAUACGCGAGCACACGCGUCGGGAGGUAUAUAUGUGUAGAUAUUACUCACGCGCGUAUAUGACAUCUCACGUACGAUUAAUUAUAUUAAUAUAUACGACGUGUAACCCGUUUGCGAUACUCGAAACGGGAUAUGAAACAAGCGAACAUUGUAAUGGAUUGAUUCACACGAAUGCAUUAAGUACAGAUGAUUUUUAAUCGUGUAAGCGAACCUAUUGAUCAUUAUGUCGUAUCGACGAUUGAUUAUCUGAUUUUUCGGCUGUGUUUGUGUAAUAUACAUUGUCAUUAAAUAUUAUAUUGUCAAGUGAAAGAAAA
Molecule: messenger RNA, 12408 nt
Organism: Ooceraea biroi (clonal raider ant)
Lineage: Eukaryota; Metazoa; Arthropoda; Insecta; Hymenoptera; Formicidae
Gene: pHCl-1
Product: pH-sensitive chloride channel 1
Biological process (GO): monoatomic ion transmembrane transport
Cellular component (GO): membrane
Molecular function (GO): transmembrane signaling receptor activity; extracellular ligand-gated monoatomic ion channel activity
Source: RefSeq, a predicted model, not a curated record